UAAAAUCAAUGUCACGUGACAUGAAUGUUUACUUUUCCCCCUAAAUAGAACCGAGUGAAUCUUAGCUGAGGCUGAAGAGGCGGAAAUGAAGUUUUAUUUCUCUGUUUAACAUCACUCGAGUAUCAACAAUAGGAUGCAUAAACAACAGGCUGUAGCCGAAGAUCUAGUGAGGGUGUACGAUCACUGCCUGGAGCAGCAGAUAUUGGAGCGGGGCUCAAGCCUGCCAUGCACAGAUGAGAAGAUUUGGAGGCAAGUGGAGGAGAUGCUGAAGAACGGGGAUGCUAGGGAUACACACUGCCUGGGUUUGGAUCCACUGCGGGUGAUGGAGGACUCCUUAAAAGCAAGUGCUGCAAUAACCGCCCGAGGGAGGAGAGUGAAAGUACGAGUAGGGUUAAAGGAUCUGGCUAAAGUUUUUGAGUUCCUGGAGCAGGCGUCUUUGAAUUUGUACCUGGGUCCUUGGAGGAAAGAGUACAAAGUCAUCAAGAUGUACUCCGGUAGAUUCACACACUACGUGAGGCCGGUGCUGUCCAUGCCACAGAUUGAGACACUGUUUGGGUUAUUGGGAUACAAGUAUGGCCUGUCUGAACCUGAACAGCUUCUACUCCAACCGUCCAGAGUCGACCCCAGUUCUCUGAACCAGUUCCUCCACCUGUCGUGUGCCUUCUUUAUCGCCCGCUGUGAAUGUCGUCUUCUCUGGGCGGCUCUCAGAAAUCAUCCCAGUGGAGCUCAGUGGGAGCUCAGUGUAGUGAAUGAGAGACAACGAGGAAACACCUUGCAGGUCGCUCUGGAAAACACAGUGAAGAGGUUUGACGUGAAGCAGCCGCUUGUGGAACAAACUGACCUAGAAGAGGAUUUGUACAGAGACGAGGAUACUGAUGGAACGAAGGACGUGAGUGACAUGAAGACAUCGGCCUCCUCCGCCUGGCCAGUUCAAAAAUCUUUGAGCCCAACAUUGCAGCUAGAGACCCUCAGAGGUUCUGCAGCUACUAAGGGUCCAGGCAAAUGGUCCUUUGAGGAGUCUGAUAAGAUGGACUCACUUGAGAUGAACAUGCCAUUAGAUGAUAAGGGGGAACCUGAAACCGACCGUUCGUGCAGCUGUCUGAAUUCACCAGACCUCGUUCUGAUGAAGUGCUUUAAAUGCAACACUCUGCACAACUUUUCUUGUGACUACCUUCAAAUGUGUCAAAGACAACACCGUGUGGAUUAUGCAAUUGAACGGCCUAACGGGAGCAUUGAAGGGAGUGCGGCAGACUCGCCACCUGGAGACAAUCCAGACGCUCCACUGCUUAAACCAAUCAGCUUUCACCCUUGCUGUGACCUCACCAAAGGGGACCCUCAGGUUCUGUGUCGCAGCUGCAACGUCUUCCACUCUGCCUCCUGCGGGGAUGCAGACUUAUGCCAAGACCAGCACGACUUCUGCCCGCUUGGAGUGUGUUUCUGUGGGAAAGCGUGCAGCAGGAACCCCAUGGUUCUGUGCAGAUACUGUGGCAGGGAGUACUGCAAAGACUGCUGGUACAGGAGGCCGGUUGCAUGCAUAUGUGGCCAAACAUAUGACCAAUCAACAGCUGUGUAACUUGUAUUUGGACACGAAUGAGGCACAUUUACUGAAGUGCCUUGAAUCUGGACACAGUAGACAAAACUUUCGAGCUCCUUUGGGAAAAUGCAUCAAAUGUCGCCUUUCUCUGAAAUGCAGUAUUACAGCGUUCCUCCUUCACUCUGUCCUGGGAUACGUUUGAUUAGCCUCCUCAAAGUGUAUUAUGUUCAUUUUGAUAACAAUUUAUACUUCUAGUUUCCUCCAUUACAUUAACCUGAAACUGUCUGUUCUUUUGUGUUGUCUGCACAGUCUGCAGUAAAGGGUCACCACAGUCUUAAUGUAUGCAUCUGUGAGUCGAGCAGUGCUUAUAAAUCCUAAUAAAAAGAGUUACUGUCUUUGGAA
Oryzias latipes (Japanese medaka) is the source of this 1936-nucleotide messenger RNA. It is a transcript of the gene spata2l, whose product is annotated as spermatogenesis associated 2-like. NCBI's taxonomy places the organism in Eukaryota, Metazoa, Chordata, Actinopteri, Beloniformes, Adrianichthyidae. The record is from RefSeq and is a predicted model, not a curated record. Gene Ontology annotation, cellular component: cytoplasm.